Molecule: messenger RNA, 1049 nt
Organism: Clupea harengus (Atlantic herring)
Lineage: Eukaryota; Metazoa; Chordata; Actinopteri; Clupeiformes; Clupeidae
Product: wiskott-Aldrich syndrome protein family member 3-like
Exons: 6
Biological process (GO): actin cytoskeleton organization; positive regulation of Arp2/3 complex-mediated actin nucleation
Cellular component (GO): SCAR complex; cytoskeleton
Molecular function (GO): actin binding; protein kinase A regulatory subunit binding; Arp2/3 complex binding
Source: RefSeq, a predicted model, not a curated record
GGGUGUGUGUGUGUGUGUGCGUGUACACGCGUGUGGAAGUUGUGUGUGUUGCCAUGCCAAUGCUGAAGAGGAGCGUGGAGCCGCAUCAUGUGUGCCGGACGGAAAUCCCAGAAUGCAUUGGGAGUGAGCUGGAGUGUGUGAACAACGCAACACUGUCAGGCAUCAUACGUCAGCUCAGCAGUUUGAGUAAGCAUGCGGAGGACAUUUUUGCUGAGCUCUUUAACGAGGCCAGCAGCUUCUACUGGCGCACCGCCUCCUUACAGGACCGCAUCGACCGCCUCGCCAUCAAGGUCACGCAGCUGGACUCUAGCGUGGAGGAGGUCUCUCUCCAGGACAUUCACCUGCGUAAAGCCUUCCACAGCUGCACAGCUCAGGACCAGCAGGUGGUAUCCAAGGCCAGCAUCCCCACUCCUGUCGCUCAGAUGUAUCACCAUAGCGACCAGCCCCCUCCUCUCGGCUCGCUGACCCAGUACAGGGAGGAUGGGGUGAACGCUCUGAAGCUGUACUCCGACCCCUCCUACUUCUUCGACCUGUGGAAGGAGAGGAUGAUGAAGGCCACGGAGGAGACGAGGAGAGAGAGGAGGCGACAGAGAGAGCAGAAGCGAGGGAUGCAUGGCACUCUUCCGCGGGAGGUGAAGAGAGUGCGUAAAGUGAGGGAUCGCAAGGAGGAGUGGAGUCGCAUGGCUCUGGACCGGGAGCUCCGCCCUGACCGCGCCCACUCACACACACUCGCACACACACACUCUCACACACUCGCACACACACACACACACGCACUCGCAGGCCCACACACACACAUGCUGGCUGCUACUGUGAGGUUCACCAGGGAGUGCAGGCCUCUCUUUCAAGAGUUCCCUCCCACCCAUAUCAUGACCAAUCACAGGCCUCCCCAGCCAUCUCUGCCCAAUCAGCAUCAGGUCACGCCCCAGAGGGUGGAGCAUGAGUACCAUAGUAUAGGGGGUGCGGUGAGCAUCGCUGUGGUGUAUCGCGACGCAGCACACACACACACAAACACACUGACGCAAGCACACACACACACACACCCAAAC